This is a messenger RNA of Darwinula stevensoni, 2371 nucleotides long. The record is from the annotation of a GenBank genome assembly. Lineage: Eukaryota; Metazoa; Arthropoda; Ostracoda; Podocopida; Darwinulidae.
GUCUGGUAUCGAGUCUUGGAUUUUUAUUAUCAUUUUUGAUCAAAUAUGUCUCAUUAUAUUUCUAUUUGGAAGCUAGUCAUCCCAAAAAGAACAACAAAUGACGGGGUCGGUGCGGAAAUCCCGUAUUUCCUUGUCUAUCUUUAAGCCUUAGGCCAAGUUCAUACUCGUGCUGUACUCGUGCAGCGGCAAAAUCCAAUCCAACACGGGCAUACUGUCCAAUGUACUGCAUACUGUACAGCACGAGUAUGAUCUCGGCCUUACCUGACGGAGCAUUAUGCAACCCAGAACGCUCACAGUUGAAAGAUGGUAUUCGUAGCUCAACAGAGAGAAGGUUUUUUUUUCAUUACGAGUUCAUGUUUUAUUCCUCAAGUACUCUAGUGAACUUAAGGAGCCUUCAGGAUCAUGAAAAGGACAAGCGGCUUGGAGUAAGUAGACAUCACUGUAAGGUGCCUGGUCGUGUUGCAUCCGUGUGACGCCCGCCGGAAUUUCAGUUCGCACCGGCUCUUCUCGGUUGCGUGACCAUGACCGAUUUUAUCGUCCAAAUAUUCUCCUUUUCCGGGUAUUAGGCCGUAAGCAGCUGAGGUGAAACCACUAACGUGGCCUUUUUGGCAGUUGACCGAGGUGGGCUUUGCGCCGUAGGCCUAGGUACGUAGGCUAGAGACUUGGCCUUUAAGUUAGAGCUCAGCUGGAUAUUAAGCCUAUUGUUUGGCCUAGGCCUUGCAUCGUAUAGCGAGGAUGGAUUUACGUCUUAGGUCUAACGUUAGGACCAUGCUCAACGGGCUGAUAGUUUGGAAAAUUUUUUUUUUUUUACAUCCGCUUAGGCUUGUCUGGGAUGUUGACUUUCUUUUUAUUACUAUUUGUCAAUGCUGACGUGAGAUUACAUAUGAUAUGCUUGUUUCACUUUUGAUAAGUGGAAUUAGGGGGUGGGAGUUGAUCAAGCUUGACUUGCUUUGCUUUGUCAGCAUACUGGAAAUAGGACAUACAGGAAAAUAGGACAUGUAGGAAACAGGGAAAGACCCACUGCAGUAGCAGUGUUUCACCUGAGUGAUCUCUCACAAAUGUAGUCUUGGCAAUUGUAGCCAUUGUAAACAGAGAAGGAAAUGAGCUAAAACAAUAGGUGUAUGAGCUUUGGGAAAGAGGGACCUUUUGCAAUGUAACCUUUUGAGGUGAUUGGCCUGUGUGACCUUGACAUUUAAAAAAGUCAGAACCUUUAUUUUGAUGUGGGACUUUACUGAUUUGGGAGGUGAAAUGGCCUGGCUGGUUUCUGCAAAAUGCAGAGGAAGCAGAUUUUAGGCAUUGAGUUGCACCACGAAGUUUUUCAGAUGCUUUUGAUUUUUCUUGGUCUUGAGGAAGAUGGAGAAAUGUAUAGGCCUAACUGGUGGGAAAAGUAAAAGUUGUUUGGUUAUUUUUGCUUAAAUGCCCAUGAAAGUUACCCCUAAUUACUCCUGGUCCUGCGAGACCUGGUUCUGCCCAUUAGGUUUAGCUUAAAUUGUACUUGUCAUAGAUUAUCUCCUUGAAUUUAUCAGAAUCUAAGUGUUUGUUAACCUUAGUGUCCAACUUUGGUGUACAUCACCUAUGUGGAAUUUGUGUUGUUUUCUCAACUACAGGAAGUUAAGAAGACCUGUCCCCUAGACCUAACUUGAGUCAAAUGAAAAAGACCAUAACAUAGGCCUUGGCCUAUGUGACUGACUUGACUGCCUGGGAACAUUAUUAUUGAUCUGCUCACAUGGUAAAAUGUCAACUAGAUGGUAUCCAAUCUUCAGGAGGGGAAACCCACAGCUACGCAUCUUCCUUCCAAAUUUCUUCAUGAAGCUUGUUAAACCUGAGAACCCUCAGCCAAAAAAUGUCGUCACUUUUAUUGUAUCCACAGAAAUGACAAAAUAUGAUGUGAGGAAUUAUCUUGAGAAGAUCUACAAAGUGCCAGUUGUAAAUGUGGCCACUCAUAAUAGGCUGGGUGCUACAAAAAUGUGUGAUAAAGGAUAUGUGGUGAAGGAUGAAGACUACAAGAUUGCUUAUGUCACCUUGCCAAAAGAUUUGGAGUUUCAGUUCCCCAAUCUGUUCCCAAAAGAUGCAGAAGAGCAGCAAGAUAAGGACUUAGAGGAACUACAAAGUCUUCAGGAGCAGCAAAAGAAAGAAAUGGAAAAGCAUUGGGAUCGUCAAGGAACUCCUACAUGGUUUGGAAUAUAGGAAGUGUUACUAGACUUCAAACCUUGUUAUAUCUUUUGAAAAUGGGGUAUUUUGCCAUUUUAAUUUGGACUUGUAUGUGUGACUUGCCCAAGUGAAAAUGGCCGUUUGCUAAUCAUUAAACAUAAUCUUGGUGCUGUUAGUGGCAAUGACAAAUGUCAAUAAAUAUGUGAUAUCCAUAGCCAAG